UGGUGACGUAGGCGGACCAACAGGUAGUCUCGGGGUGUGUCGUUCCGGAGAGUUGGAGGAAGCGGAGCGCGUUGAGGCGCAGUACAGUUGCGUUGAGUUGCGGCGACCACAGCGGCUCAGAGUCGCUCCAAAGUGCUCGGACAUGGGUUUCACUCGGUUACCGUCGGCCCUGCUCGUGUCGUCGCUCCUGGUCAUUUGUUCUGCGUCGAACGCCACCGGCCCAGGUAAGGGUCGCGGGAUGGUGGUAUUUACUGACCCUGAAGACUCGAAUAAUCUCAUUUUGAGCAAGUCCGUAUCAGACACGCUGAAGAGCAGCCUCACCACCGUCUUCCUCCCCGCCGUCUACAUCCUUGUGUUUGUGGUGGGGCUGCCCACCAACGCCAUGGCCAUCUGGGUCUUCCUCAUCAGGACCAAGAAGAAGAACCCCUCGUCCCUCUACAUGGCCAACCUGGCGCUGGCCGACCUGCUCUUUGUGGUUUGGAUGCCCCUAAAAGUUGCCUACCACCUGAACGGCAACAACUGGACCUACGGGGAGCCGCUGUGCAAAGUCCUGAUGAGCUUCUUCUAUGGGAACAUGUACUGCUCGGUUCUGUUCAUCACCUGCCUCAGCGUGCAGAGGUACUGGGUGGUGGCUCACCCCCUGUCCCACCACAAGAAGAACAACAAACUGGCCGUCGGCGUCUGCGUCGCUCUGUGGUGCUUCAUCUGGCUCUCGUCCACGCCUCUGUACCUGUAUGACCACACCGUCUACCUCAGAGAGCUCAACAUCACCACCUGCCACGACGUCAACGUCAUCCAGAACCCGCAGGACCCGUUCCCCUCCGUCCGGCUCCCGUUCUACUACUUCAACUUCAUGGCCGUGUUCGCGUUCUUCAUCCCCUGCGUGGUGAUCAUCCUGUCCUACUUCAUGUUACUCAGGGCCCUGGGGAACAACAUGGAGGAGAGCACGGCCAAGCAGAACCGGCACCGGGCUGUGGUGCUGAUCGUCACGGUGCUGGUGACGUUCCUGCUGUGUUUCCUCCCCAGUAACAUCAUGCUGGUGGUCCAUUACUUCCUCCUGAAGGACGGGGUGAUCAAUAACGGCUACAGCUUCUACAUUUCCACGCUGUGCUUGGCGAGUCUCAACAGCUGCCUGGACCCGUUCAUCUACUACUACGUGUCCGAGGACUUCAGGGACCACGUGAAGAACACGCUGCUGUGCAGGAGCAGCAGGACGGUGGAGCAGAUGAGGGUCUCAUUCAGCUCGCUCAAAUACUCCAAGAAGAGCAAGUCGUACGUUUCGAACAGUGGGAACACGCAGAGCAGCACCUGUUAGUUCAUACUCCAGAUUUCAAGCUCUGAGAACUGAUACUGUAUGUGGUGCUGGCACUGGGUCCACUGGGCCAAUCACGUAGGUCACCCAAGGUCACCUGUAACUGUGAAGAUGACUGUGCUGGAGAUCACACACUUUUCGAUGUGUGUCAAAUGUGAAACAAAUAUACAGUUCAUUGUAUAUAAACAGAGAGAAUUCCUGUAAAAACUGUAUUUUUGUGCUCACAGAUGUUAAAUUUGUAUUUUUUUAAGCAUUGCUGCACGUGUGUGUAGCUUUAGUCAAGCAGUAGAAAUGGCACUAUUAUUUUCAUUCCUGUUAUUUUUCCUGACAAUUUCUGCCUAGAUUUUAUAUUUCCAUUUUAAGCCACUGAGGAUAAUGUAUA
Betta splendens (Siamese fighting fish) is the source of this 1694-nucleotide messenger RNA. RefSeq names its product coagulation factor II (thrombin) receptor-like 1, tandem duplicate 2 (gene f2rl1.2). Gene Ontology annotation, cellular component: membrane. The transcript has 2 exons. NCBI's taxonomy places the organism in Eukaryota, Metazoa, Chordata, Actinopteri, Anabantiformes, Osphronemidae. Gene Ontology annotation, biological process: thrombin-activated receptor signaling pathway; positive regulation of Rho protein signal transduction; phospholipase C-activating G protein-coupled receptor signaling pathway. Gene Ontology annotation, molecular function: thrombin-activated receptor activity. The record is from RefSeq and is a predicted model, not a curated record. Bases 143 to 1315 code for a protein of 390 amino acids.